Molecule: messenger RNA, 1677 nt
Organism: Metschnikowia bicuspidata var. bicuspidata NRRL YB-4993
Lineage: Eukaryota; Fungi; Ascomycota; Pichiomycetes; Serinales; Metschnikowiaceae
Gene: ARX1
Product: putative hydrolase
Exons: 1
Coding region: 1-1677 (558 amino acids)
Source: RefSeq, a predicted model, not a curated record
AUGCAAGUGGCCAAAUUAGCAGUCCACCAGGACGACGCCGACAUCUUGCUCAAGGAGAGAAACAAGCUCGACCUGCUGGUCGUGGACAAGUACAGAACCGCAGGCAGAAUCUCGCAGACCACGCUCAAACAUGUCAUCCAGCUCAUCAACGACUCGUACCACCUCCACAAAACCGAACGGCCGUACACGGCCGAAGAGCUCUGCAUAUUGGGCGACUCCAUGAUGUACAAGUUGCUCGGCAACUGCUACACCAACGCCGAGAAGGUGCGGGAGAAGGGCAUUUCCCACCCGGUGACCAUCGACGUCAACGAAUACGUGGCCAACGUGGCGCCCGAAAUGGGCCAGAAGGCCGCGCCGCUCAUAUUCCAGGCCGGCGACAUCGUCACCAUCAGCCUCGGCGCGCAGGUCGACGGGUACACGGCCAUGGUGUCGCACACACUUGUCAUCUACCCUCCGGGCGUGAUGAUCGACAACGAGUUGAGGCCACAGGGCCCGCUCCUUGGCAGCAAGGCGGACGCCGUGGUGGCAUGCAACGUGGCCACCAAGGCCGUGGUGGCGCUCUUGGGCCUUGCCUUGCACCCGGAGAAAAUCGCCUGGGUGCCUGAGUUGCAAGGUGCUGGCAGCGUCGUGUCCGGCGCCACCAUCAGACGGGUGGUGGACCGCGUGGCCUCGUCCUUUGGGUGCGUGGUGGUACCUGGGUCGAAGGUGCGCCGCGUGCGCCGGUUCUUGGCCGGCCAGGCCGAGGGAGUGGUGGCCGAACGAGACUUUAAGGGUGUUGUGUGGGACGAGAGCAACCAGGAGGAAGAGCUCCUCAAAAAGGCCGCGGGGUCCGAGUUGAUUGUGCACGACCACAAGGCGUCUGCGGCCACGAACGUGUCCAGCGCCAUCCCCACGGACGACUUUGUCGUGGAGGCCGGCGAGGCGUACACGGUGGACUUGCGGUUCUGCGGCAUGGGCGAGUUCCAGGAGAAGGGCCUCGUCACCUUACAGGACGUGGACGACGCACGUGCCACCCUCUACAUCCGGGACUUUGCCGUGACGCACGCGUUGAAGUUGAACAGCGCCAAGCAGUUGCUUGCCAUGGUGGACAGAGACUUCUCCGUGUACCCGUUCAAGUUGUCGCACACGUGCGACUCGUUCCCCGUGGACUACGAGCAGGGCGACAUUGUCGGGCAGCUUGGCGCCAUCAAGAAGGAGAUUGUCCGCCGCAAGCUCGGCUUGAACGAGUUGGCCAACCGGCACUUGACGCGCCCCAAGCCGGUGCAGAUGGUCAAGCACGUGCCCUUCAGCAAGAUCUUGGUGUCGUCCAACCCCACGGGCAGACACGGCAUUGACAGCUCCAAGUUGACGUUGCCGGGCAAGGAGGUGCCGCUCCCGGCGUUGGGCAUCAGUGCGUUGAAGUUGAAGUCGCUCUUGAAGUUCGGCUCGCCGGCCGCCGCGGUGGCCAGAGAGGCCACCACCGUUUUGUUGAACGACGCCGCGAAGGAGGUGGUCCAGUUGACCGGCGGCGACCACUCUGCGCGGCCCUCGUGGGUGCACUCGCAGUUCGUGGUUGCCAGCGACGUGGCCGGCUUGAUGUCGUCUUUGAACGGCUUGGGCUUGGUGGUCAAGGAGGUGCAGCCGCUGAAGUUGAACUCUGCCAUCUUGCACUUGGAGGAGACCAUGCAGCUUGACUAG